Messenger RNA from Vigna umbellata (rice bean), 1094 nucleotides. Lineage: Eukaryota; Viridiplantae; Streptophyta; Magnoliopsida; Fabales; Fabaceae. The record is from RefSeq and is a predicted model, not a curated record.
GUGCUACAAGUGCAGCGAUUGUUGUAUUGCUGAUAUGUUUGGCCAUUCUGUGUUUGAGAUACAAGUCAUCGUUGUGGCAAGAACAUUUUGGGUUGACUACAAAAAGUAACCAAAAUAUUGAAGCAUUCCUUAAAAAUCAUGCUGCUCUAACUAUACAAAGGUAUAGCUUAUCAGAGGUCAAGAAAAUGACAAGCAACUUCAAAGUUAAACUAGGACAAGGAGGUUUUGGUGCAGUGUACCAAGGAAAGCUAUCCAAUGGUAGUCACGUAGCUAUAAAGAUGUUAAACGAAACAAAAAAGAAUGGUGAAGAAUUCAUCAACGAGGUUGCAAGCAUCAGUAGAACUUCUCACGUUAAUAUUGUCACUCUUCUUGGAUUCUGUCUGGAAGGCCGCAAGAGGGCUCUCGUUUAUGAAUUUAUGUCAAACGGUUCCCUUGACAAAUUCAUUUAUAGAGAACCUGAAAACAUUGCACUCUUGAGUUGGGAUAUUAUAUAUCAAAUCUCAAUGGGUAUAGCUCAGGGGUUAGAAUACUUGCACAGAGGAUGCAAAACUCGAAUUUUACAUUUUGACAUAAAGCCUCACAACAUCCUUUUGGAUGAGAAGUUUUGUCCUAAGAUAUCUGAUUUUGGGUUGGCAAAACUUUGUCCUAGAAAUGAAAGCAUCAUUUCUAUGUCUGAUGUCAGAGGAACUAUGGGGUAUGUAGCUCCAGAAGUGUUGAACAGACAUUUCGCAGGAGUUUCACACAAGUCUGAUGUUUAUAGUUAUGGAAUGAUGUUGCUAGAAAUGGUAGGAGGAAGGAAAAACAUUAAUGGUGAAGCUAGCCACACUAGUGAGAUAUAUUUUCCGAAUUGGAUACAUAAGAGACUUCAGUUGUUCAAUGAUUUCAGAUUCGAUGAAGUGAUGACCCCUGAAGAGAAUGAAGUAGCAAAGAGAUUGACCAUUGUGGGUCUUUGGUGUAUUCAAACCUUUCCAAAUGACAGACCAACGAUGAGUAGAGUAAUUGACAUGUUGGAAAACAGCAUGAAUUCCUUGGAAAUGCCACCAAAACCUUUGCUUUCAUCUCCUAACAGAUCAGUGUCAGAAUCUUGCUCUUGA